CACUGCCCCCUUUGCAGCAGAAGCCCUGCGUUCUCUGCCCAGUCUUCUUCUGGCCCCCAGUUCCUUGGGCCCCUGCUUUGCCCUAGCCAGAGAUGGAGCAGUGGUGCUGUUCCAGAAUGCUCUAGAACCCCGAACCCUGGCUGUUCCGGAACAGUCUAGAACCUCCGGGCAAAGGGUUGGAUCCAGGAUCGAAGCAUUCCAGGCCUUCCCAGCCUACAUGGGGCCAGCCUCCCUGUGCCACCCGCUAGCGGGCCUCAUGUGGACGCUGGCACUAGGUGGGGUCUUCCUGGCAACCGCCCAGGCCUGUGUCCUCUGUCACCUCUCAGACCGUGACCUGUCGGGCCGUCUGGCUCGACUCUGCAACCAGGUGGAGGCUCGGUGGGAGACCUGUGAGGCCUCCUGGACCUUCCCGGCCUUUGCCUUAGAUGAGGUGUCCACGAACAAAGUCAUAGAGAAGACUCACAGAGUCCUGAGGGUCAUGGAGAUCAAAGGGUCUCCCUCCUCACUCCCUUUAUAUUGGCAAUGGCUGCAAAAGGUCAAGUUUCCCGAAUACACCAGGGAAGGUACUGACGCGGGCAGGGACCAGGUACACCCGGGCUGUCCGGUGAAGGGGUGUGUGGCUGAGUGUCUCCUCUCCCCCCACCCCUCCUUGUCUCUGGUUUCAGCUUUCUGUGCUCCCGCCUGCCGGGGCAGCACCGUCCUGUACAACUGUUCCACCUGCCAGAGCUUUGCCGUGCACUGCUGGCCUCUAAAGCGCUGCCUCCCAGGUUCCGCUCCCCGCCCUCGCCUCACCCCUGCUCAGAUCUCUGAGCUCGGGCUCCCCCCGCCCCGCCCUGCCACAAGGACAAGCGAGGUCCCCAGGAUCACUCACUGCUUCCUGGGUUCCCUGCAGGAAGUCAUGAUCUUCGGGAAGCCAGGAUUCUGCUCCUCUCUGUGUUCAUAACUGUCCUGCUCCUGGGCGUUCUGAGCCUCGUGGUGGAGUCCAGACAUUUCAAAGCAAAAAGUGACAUGUGAAGACAGCCUCCCAGCCCCCACGUCCUUUGGAAGGGACCCGCCAGCCCCUCACUUCCAAUCCCAAAGGCUCAGCCUUCCAGACCCUAAACCCAGCCGCCUCCGUGAUCCCAGUGCAGAUGUCCUCCAGGGGCCCAGGCACCCACAGCUGGAAAGUUCCUCCCCUCCGGCCCUCAACUAAUCAGCCAGAAGCAGUCACUGAUUCCAGGAAAAUGGCUAUAGGAGGAAAGAACCCCUUACACACACACACACACACACACACACCGCCUCCCCCACACCCCCUUCUGCCUGUUCUCGGAAAGCGGGGGCUGUUUGCCCCAGAAGCUGCUCUUGGCCCUCCUCUGACUGAUUGGGAAUCCGGGAAGGAGGGUUCUGGAAAACUCCCUCCCUUUAGAGUGGCGACCACAUCAGUCAGCCUGCUGGCAUGCUAUCCCUCCAUUUAACAUUGUGAAGCCUUGGCCUCCCACAGAGGCCUCCCUCCUGCCAAGAUCAAGUAAACCUGCUUUUCAGUGG
Messenger RNA from Panthera uncia (snow leopard), 1524 nucleotides. It is a transcript of the gene TMEM95, whose product is annotated as transmembrane protein 95. The transcript has 5 exons. Gene Ontology annotation, biological process: fusion of sperm to egg plasma membrane involved in single fertilization. The coding region runs from base 218 to 943 and encodes 241 amino acids. NCBI's taxonomy places the organism in Eukaryota, Metazoa, Chordata, Mammalia, Carnivora, Felidae. Gene Ontology annotation, cellular component: sperm plasma membrane; acrosomal membrane. The record is from RefSeq and is a predicted model, not a curated record.